Dendrobium catenatum is the source of this 1072-nucleotide messenger RNA. Its product is annotated as protein CHAPERONE-LIKE PROTEIN OF POR1, chloroplastic. The transcript is spliced from 3 exons. Bases 56 to 934 code for a protein of 292 amino acids. NCBI's taxonomy places the organism in Eukaryota, Viridiplantae, Streptophyta, Magnoliopsida, Asparagales, Orchidaceae. The record is from RefSeq and is a predicted model, not a curated record. Gene Ontology annotation, cellular component: chloroplast membrane.
CCAUCUCAUCUGAUAAAAAAAGAGGAAGAAAAAAACUGGCGGACUGAGAGGGAGGAUGGCGGCGGCUCUUGUACUCAACCGCACAUUCCUCCACAAAAUUCCAUCGCUGGCAGUUUCUCCUUCGCAGCUGGGGACCGGCAUCGAAGAUCCCGUGAUCUACAAGUCUUUGCCCUGUCGUGCAUCGAUUCAUGCGAAGGGAGUUCGAAGUUGGAGGGCUCGUCGUCCGGCAACUCCACUGGCAGCGAGGGCGGAUGAUUCCUCGGCGCCAUCGGAGAUGUCAGUAGAGAACGCGCUUAAAGUUCUCGGGUUGCGGGAAGGAGCGUCCUUUGAUGAAAUCCUUCGCGCUAAGUGCGCCAUCGUUGCUUCCUGCAAGGACGAUCAGGAAGCGAUUGCCCAGGCUGAGGCUGCCUAUGAUAUGUUGCUUAUGCAAAGCUUAAAUCAGCGUAGAUCUGGGAAAGUUGCCAACAGCAACAUUCGUUAUGCUGACGUUAAACCAGUUGGAAAUCCAGGAGCUGGAGCCUUGCCACAGUGGCUGACAUCAACGGUCAAGAAUGUACCUAUUUCAAUUGAAUUUCCAUCGACAGGCACUUUAGGCAUACAAGCAGGGGUUUAUGGUGCCCUAAUGGUCUUCACGUUUGUUAGUGGAGCCUCCAGUAACUCAGCUGGGGCAUACAGUGGGGCUGAUGUUCCUGGGUUGAUAUUAGCUACUAGUUUUGGAGCCUCAAUCUACUUUUUGAGGACGAAGAGCAUCAACUUAGGAAAGGCAACUUUGAUGACUGCAGGCGGUCUUGCGGUCGGUGCAGUGGUGGGAUCAGCAGUUGAAAAUUGGUUACAAGUUGACAUUGUCCCAUUUCUUGGCAUCCAUUCUCCUGCUGUCAUCAUAAGUGAAUUUAUCCUUUUCUCCCAGUUGUUGGUGUCUCUUUAUCUGAGGUAGGCCUGGAACCUGAACCAAAAUUCUACUUUCUGUAAUUGUCAACACAUUCAAGCAUUUUUAGUUUUGUUUAGCUGCUUGGAAUGUAUAUGAUGCCGUAUUAUGUACAGUAAUUAAUCUAAUCACAGCUUUUACAUUUAA